Diachasmimorpha longicaudata is the source of this 2252-nucleotide messenger RNA. RefSeq lists its product as uncharacterized. The record is from RefSeq and is a predicted model, not a curated record. Bases 504 to 1388 code for a protein of 294 amino acids. Lineage: Eukaryota; Metazoa; Arthropoda; Insecta; Hymenoptera; Braconidae. The transcript has 5 exons.
UUGACUGUGCACAUGAAGAGCCGAACUCACUUUACCGGUUCCCUCCCCAGCGUUUUUCCACAAUUUUCUAUUGUUAUUUGUGGUUUAAGUGAUCAUUUUAAAGUCACUUAAGUGCAGUGAUCAUAGAUAAUAGGGCCGCAGUCAGUGGUUGGUGAUGAAUUAAGGGUUUACCCUGGUUCCUCUAUGAAUCAAUGAAAUAAUUAAUAAAUCCAGUGAAAUUAAUUUUCCUGAGAGUCAGCGUGCCACUCGCUCUAUCCUAUCACAUUAAAUUUUGUAACGCAGGUAACGAAGGUGAAGUUCUAUGUAUCAGUGUGACGUAAUAAGUGUCAUGAUAAACGAGCGUUUAGCUGGCUCUCGUCGCUUAUGCCAUCAGAUAAAAAACGAGGGAAAAUAAAAGUAACUUGUACUAUCUGGCGCACUCAGUAUCAAGCCAACUUCCUGAUAAUACGUUUUCUGUUUUACAAUUAUCGAGACUGGGGGAUUAACUUAAAUCAAACGCAAAUAUGAAGAUGGAGGCUGAUCACAGAAGGGAGCAGUUGAAACGUGCCACUGACAGAAUUCAGCGGGAAAUUGAGGAAGUCACUGAGCGAGAACACGAACUGCGAAACGUCGGCAGUAUAAAGACAACGUCAGACGAGACAGUCGACUCCAAGGUACGUCGCAUGCCCCAGGCCCUCGUAUCGGGAAAGUUAAAGAGGACAACGUCAACACCCCAGAUACUGGAGCCAUAUCCACUCACUCCAAACCCGCCAGACCUGGCACCAAAGAUGACCAACGGUGUGAUAUCAACUAGGACAACAGCGCAACCCUUGCGUUUUGCAACAGCACCGAGUCAAAAGGGUCUCAUGCACAGAUUCCUGGCUACCCGAGGCAAAAUAAACAAGUCCAAUGGAGUUAAUGGGGAUUAUCCAACGCCUCCGAGUACGCCCACCAUAGUUUUGAAUCCACUUAGCAUCAAGGCACUUGGGAGAAGCCUCGGUAGCAAUAGUAACGGACUCGAUGACAGUGAGAAGGAUGAUGAGCCUAAAAAGCUACCCACGAGGAAGGGAUAUGUCCCUGUCGAACAGAAGAUUCAGAAGGAGCUGAACGAGAUGAAGGAGCGAGAGAAUGAAUUGAGAUUAAUGAGGUCGCGAAUGCUGGCGAAAUCCCAACCAAAUUUACUCGACAUUGGGAAUGACAAUGACUCUGACAUUUACGAUGGCUCGAGUCUUCUGAGAAGUGGUACCUCGUCGAAUACAUUGACUGAUGACGAGUCUGAGAAGGAGUACAAAGGCAAACACAAGCCGAAUCCGAGACGUCGAAGUACCUUAAUCGCCCAAUGGGAGAACCUCAUUGCGGCCAAACGAGAGGCCACUGACAACGGACAAGAGAUUGAGAACACAUUUUAAUUAAUAGUUCGUUUAUACUCGAUGGUGCUACAGGAUGGCAAUCUUUUGAGGAUAAUUUACAGUAUUACAUUGGUCGCUGAGUCAUCACGUCACGUGCAAAAUUAUUAUUUUCAUUGUUAAUUAUGAGGAAGAUUGUUUUAAGUUUAAUUUGAAGCUAUUCAAUAUGUUCUCUGUACUUAUUAGAAUUAAGUUGGAGGGACGAUAGGGAGGAAUAGGCAUUUUCUGAUAUUUCAGGAGCUAUUCGUCAUUUGAAAACAAAUUUAUGAAUUUAUUAAAGCGAAGGAAUUAUUCUCUUGUCACUUAUAUAAUUUCAUUGGCAUCAGUGUUUAGAUUAUCCUGACACCAAUGAUGGUAUCUUCGAUGUACCUUAAUAGGGCGGCUAACAGAUAAUCAAAACUCAAGUGCAAUUCAUAGCAUAAACCAGUGAGAUACUGAGAGUAUAAUUCAUUUAAUUAUAUUGCAAGUCAAUGAAUUAGAAAUUAAUUUUCAUCGAGAGAAUAGUUAAGAAUUUACUAAAAAUAUUUACUUUUCCUGGGAAAUUUUAUUGAAACUCUAGAGGCAGGAAACAAAUGUGAAAAAUUGGCACAGGAAAUCAAGUUUCUAACGCACCUCUAAUGGACUUUUAAUAGAAUUUCCUAGUGCAUGAUUUAUGUUCUUCUAAUGAAUUUAUUCAUUGAUAAAUAGAUCAAAUAAAAAACUAAUGAUGUUCGAAAGUCACGGGUGAAGGUUGAAGAGACGAUUCCACGUUAUAACCAGUUAUUUAUAAUCUCCCAGUCGUAUAAAUUAUUGUACCUAUUUAAUGAAUACCAUACGCUCGUUGUAAUGAAGAAAUUUUUUUUUCUUUAAUAAAAACUUCAAAAGCAA